Messenger RNA from Calliphora vicina (urban bluebottle blowfly), 1273 nucleotides. Its product is annotated as vitellogenin-1-like. The record is from RefSeq and is a predicted model, not a curated record. The transcript is spliced from 3 exons. Gene Ontology annotation, biological process: lipid catabolic process. NCBI's taxonomy places the organism in Eukaryota, Metazoa, Arthropoda, Insecta, Diptera, Calliphoridae. The coding region runs from base 42 to 1199 and encodes 385 amino acids. Gene Ontology annotation, molecular function: lipase activity.
AUCAGUCAAGUUAAGCGUUUUAUUUGAUUUCCGAAUUGAAAAUGAAGUUGUUGUAUUCUAUAAUAGUUUUUUGGUUUCUGGCUCAAUGCAGUAAUGCCCAAGGGGAAACUUCCGAUUUAUUGGAUUCUUUUGGCACCAUUAUUGAAGGACUUGGCGUAGAAAUUCCCAAAAUAAUACCAACACCCCAAGAGUUGUUUAAUGUUUCCAAUCAAAUAUUAAUUGGUUUGCCCGAGAGGGCUAUAGCUCAGACAUUAAAUCGAUUGUGUUCUUUGUACUUGGCUGCUGAUACUAUUAAUCCUCGCAUAACACCCAAUAUGGAUGCAAUGUCUUUUCGUCUACGAACGCCCUGCAAAGAAUUGAGUUUCUCUUUAAGCAAGGCCGAGGAUAUUUUACAAAGUCCUGACUUUGAUGUUAACAAAAAGGUGGCUAUAUUUGUCACCGGUUGGAUGGCAAGUUCGGAAAGGUCCUAUGUGACCGAUAUGGCAAAUGCUUUCCUUUGUAGAGGAGAUUAUAAUUUCUUGGCCCUAAAUUCUUCCGAUUCCAUUGAUACUCUAUACACCUGGUCAGCUUAUAAUACCGAAGAAGUUGGUCGCCAAAUGGCUAAAGCUCUCCAGAAAUUACUUAAACAAGUACCGAUUGAAAACAUCCAUUUAAUAGGCCAUAGUCUAGGAGCACAUAUUGUGGGUUAUACUGGCCGUUAUCUUACCAAUUAUACCGGCCUAAAUAUGUCACGCAUCACUGGUUUGGAUCCAGCCAAUCCGUGUUUUAACGAGGGUGAAUCUUUAUCCGGCUUGCAGCGUGGCGAUGCUGAUUUCAUCGAUAUUUUGCACACAAAUCCCGGUGUGUUGGGUAAAGCAAAUCCUGUUGGUGAUGUGGAUUACUAUGCCGGGGGUUUGGCUCCUAUUAAGCCGGGUUGCAAUCAGUUUGGUUGCUCCCAUGGUCGAGCUUUUGAAUAUUUCACUGAGUCAGUCUAUCCCGGCAAUGAGGAGAAUUUCCUGGGCGUACGUUGCACUUCGUUGACCAAAUUGAAUGAUGGCUUUUGUAAUGGCCCUGCAUUUCCAAUGGGUUAUGCUGUUCCUCGUGAUUUGAAGGGUAAUUACUUUUCGGCUGUCAAUGCCGAUGAACCAUAUGGGCAGAAUAAUAAUGGUCGGCCUGCAGUGCCAAGUCAGUGUUUGAACUUGUGUCAAGCAGCAAAGUAAUUAAUUAUCUUUUAUAUAAAUUUAUUAAAUAUGCAUAUUAAAUAAAGAUAUCUCUAUAUAUUAUAUAUUGCAAA